GCUGUAGAGUUUGGUGCAUCAUUGACUUGAAACUUUUUAUUUCACUAUAGCUUAUAUUGGUUAAGUUGUCAGGUGCAGAAAAAAAACAUGUAAUGCAAGUGAAUACCAAGGAUUUAUAAAGUGUACUAUGCAGAUGCUGGUACAGCUACCCACAAACAGACACAGAAACAGCUGGAGACAUGCAAGCAGUGACAGCGUAAUUUAAUAUAUAAAACAUUCCACAUGACAUUUUGCCACAUGCUAAUAAUCCUAAAACUGUCCAAAUCGCUCCAAAUUAUAUUAUAUUAUAGAGCGUGCACCCCUUUGAAAUGGAGUGCAGAAUGGAGUAUUUAUGCGGGCCACAUUUAUUAAUAUCAUUAUAUAAACUUUAUAUUAAAAUAGUUUUCGUGCUUGUAGAAAUUAAGUGUAAAGAAUUAAAUCAAAGUUUAAAAGUGAUGAUUGCAUUAUUACUUUUAUGGAAAGUGCAGUAUUCAAACUAUCCAAAAGAGGGAGACAGAGUUCUACCAAGUGAUCCCCUGCACUCCCAAUGUCCUGACCAGGCUUUCACCCCUCACUGGUGUAAGGAUAUCCACCCUAUCUCUCCCUCCAUCGAGGUAAAUGCCCUAUGUCAGGUUUAGCUUAUGCAUUCCCUUCCCUGCUCCCUCUACGCCCUCCUUAAAGCUGUUUCUAAAAACCUCCACAAGGGGGCUCUACUUGACAGCCUAUUCUGCAGAAGAUGAAGAACCCAAAUGGGAUCCGAACCUCACUGCACCCGCCAUCUUGUUUCCCGCCCUCCGAAGUAUAAACUUAUCUACUGUCGAUUAGAUCUGAAACAAAACGGCUUGGGUCAGACACAAGGCCGCCAUUUUUUAGAAGACAAAGGCGUAAAAAUCAUGAUGCAUGAGCUGUUAACACUGUAUUUACUGUCAGUAUACUGUCAUUUAAUAUUGAGAUUCUAUUUUCAUUCAAAACUUUUGGGUUUUGUGAAAGAUGUUAUCAGUAUUGUAUUACUAAAGCAAUGAAUGUGAUGUGAUAAGAAAGGACGUUUGGUAGGAGUCUAAGUUGAACUGACCUUGAACAGAAUUCAUGAAGUUAUCGCAUGGUGUCGUCUGUGAUUGUUACCUACAAAGAAUGACUAAAAUAUUUUCUAUUUUGUUGAAAAACUUAGAAAUAAGACGAACUGAGAGGACGCGUAUAGAACAGUGGAGAAACUGGUCGAGAGAGAAAGAUGGGGAGUGAAGGCAAGAUAAAAAGCUGGAGAGAUGGGUAGAAAAAAGAGAGGCUUGUCGUUUUGUUGCCCAUGUGAUGAAUGCCUGUUGGGACAACAGAUGUGUGGUGAUGUCAUUUUGUGUGUAUGUGUGUGUGUAUGGGGAGGAGCAUUAGGAAAGUGCACUCAUUCCAGCAAUAAGAGGGAAGAUGGAGGGUGGGGUAUUACUGGGCUCUUGACUCCUGACAGGCCUGUGAGCCCUUAUUAGCUUCUCUGGUCUGUAUGGUGUAAAUUGUGAGUCAUGCUCUUUUUGUAGUUGUUGUUUAAUAAAUGACCUAUACGGAUUUCUAGGUUCUUAAGUAUUUUCAUCUUCAAGAAAUAAAUACAUAAAAAAAUGUUAUCUGUAAAUGACUUAAGCAUUCGGAUAAAUUUACUGUCGCUGUUUUUCCACAUCUAGUGGCUAGUCAACUAGGAAAAAUUACUAGACACAUUUUAUAAUGUUAUGUUUUUUUACUUUUCACUUUUAUACUUAAGAGUAUUUAUCAUAAGAAUAUAUUUGGAUUAUAUUUAAAAAAAAAACAUGAAUUUGUUUUACUUUUUUUAAUUUACUUUUUUGUAAGAUUUAUGAUGCGUCCCAAUCCGCCCACUUAUACUAUGCUCUCAAAGUAACCUAUGUACUGCUUUUGUUAUGCAAAACUGUAUGAACGCACUAGGACAUACUAACGCGAAACUGAAGUGGCCUUUGUUGACACUGUGAUCCUUAACUUUCACGAACAUCAAAAUACAGCUCUUCCUUGCAUUAAAGUAUUCAUUCACUCAUUAUAUUGUAUGCAAUGUUUACUGCAUUAAAUGUAUUAAUUUAAUUAUUUAUUCUAUUUAUUUAAUUGUAUUAAUGCAGUGUAGCAUCACUAAACUCCACCCUCUCACAGUGAGUUGUUUUUAAUAGCAGCCGUUGAGUGUCCAUGGAUUUACCAUUUAAAUUUUAACCAGAAACAGUAGACCAUUCGGGUACUUUGAGAACACUCAUUUCACCAUACUAUGAUUUGGGACAUACUCAUUUUUUUUUAAUACUAUAUAGGACGGAUAGCAUGCGAAUUGGGACAAAAUAGAUAUUUUUCUGGUGAUAUUAAUGGUGCAGGCCAAUGUCUAACUCACAGCAUCAUAUACCAGGCAAGUCUCUGUUUCUUUGUAAAACGGCCCCCAUCACAGUAACACGUAGAAGACACAUCUUUAAUUCAUUCCUUGGCUCAAACCGAAGAAUAAUGUGCAUAUGUAUCACCACGUGGCAUUUAAGAAAAAGUUUUAUCCUGGAUAAACUUCUCACUGUAAAUUUUCUGAUGUAACUGAUAUAAAAUCUAACUGAUGUGUACAUCUAACUGAUGUAAAAAUCGUUAGAAGACACGAAACGUGACAGAUUUUUCUGAAGUAAAGCUACAGGGAUAGUUCACAGAACAAAAAUUCACCUUCAUGUCUUUCAAAAAGAAGAUAUUUUGAAAAAAUUCUCGGUGCUUGUAGUUUCACACAAUGUGAUCCAAUGUUGUUUGGUUACCAACUUUUUCAAAAGUAUUUUCUUUUGUGUCCUGCAGAGUAAAUGAGGAAAUAACUUUUAUUCUUGGGUGAACUAUCCCUUUAAACUGUGCAUUGUAUUGCCGACCCUUAUAGUUAUACUGUUUUGUAAGUUAGGCCAUUGCACAUUAAGUGCGAAAUUUGGGUCCAAAAUUUCUACACGUUAAAAAAUAAAUACGACCUCACGUUGUUGUCAAUCACAUUUACACACUACCUCCUAUAUUUUCAUAUGUCAUAAAAAUUUCAGACUGGGUUAGAUUUUCCCUUGUUUUCGCAUCCAUAGCAAGCAUUUUGAAAGGCAUUUUGACCAUUCAGAGACUCCGUACAAACGAGCACCAAAUUCGAAAAAACGCAUAUGAAAAUUUCGGACUGUAUGUGCAAGACCUUACUUUCCUACUCUGUAUGAAUAUUUGAUUAGUAACUAGAUGAAUUACUUUACAGUGUAAUUAGAUGGCCUUAAAAAUUACUCCCUCCAAAAAGUAUAUGAUUACCUCAGAAGUAACUGUAAUUAAAUAACAGAAAAAUCCCUUACUUUACUUUUUCAAGGGAAAAGUAAUUAAUUUACAGUAACUAAUUACUAAGUAACUAGUUACACCCAGCACUGGAUAUGCUGGCAAAAUGUUGCUUGUGUUAGGUGCUGAACUGUCACAGUCACCAGCUGCAGUGCCCUCUAAAUUAACAAGAGGCCAAUCUCCAUAUCACCCGGACUUUCAAUCACUACAUUUCCCAUAAGUCAUUGCCUGGACUCAUUGUUUAAUCAUUCACACCUGUUUCUCCCCUUCAAUAAAACUGAGUUUGGAUCUUCACCUCUGAGCCUGUGAAAUUCGUGACAGAAAACCAAGCCACUAAUGGAUCCAGCAGUCUUUUUGGCCCUGACUCCACCAAGGUAACGUUUCCCUCGAGGACCAUGUACAGGCUUUUAUACCAAUUAUACUAAAUAUCCGGACUGUAUAUUAAUAGAGCUGCUCUUAUGUCCUUUGGCUCCCCCUUUACCGGGCGCAAGGUGGAGGAGGAAGUUUCCCCUACAUUUUUUUCGUGAGGGGGCAGUUGGCCUCAGGCUCCACUGGCCAGACCCAGGAUGGCAGCCUCCAUCCCCACGCUGAUGGUGGCCAGCCCGAUCAUCAAGGGGACCGCCAGCCCAGAGCCCACUCGUAAGAUGGCCACCAAUCCAGAGCCCACUCGCAAGAUGGCCGCCAGUCCAGAGCCUGCUCCCAUGAUGGCUGCCAGUCCAGAGCCCGCUCCCAAGAUGGCCGCCAGUCCAGAGCCUGCUCGCAAGAUGGCUGUCAGUCCAGAGGCUGCUCGCAAGAUCGUCGUCAGUUCAGAGGCCGCUCGCAAGAUCGUCGUCAGUCCAGAGGCCGCUUGCAAGAUGGUUGCCAGUCCAAUGACUACUCGUAAGAUGGCGGUUUCAAGGUCCAGGUGUCUGGUUUCAAGCCCGGCUGAAGCCCAUCUGUCGUCUGUUCGGAGGGCCGGUGUCCCCAAGGCCCAGAGUCCGGUGGUGCCGGAAGUAGCUGGUAUUGAAGCUCUUCCUUUUGAAUCUGCUCUGCUGGUGGUGGUUGCUGCAUUUGAGUGUCUCUGGGCUGUGCAUUGCUCUCCCGUUCCAGAGGCCAUUGAGAGGAUGGCUGGCAAGAUCUUCCUGAGAUCCCUAUUUCAGUUUAGAUGGCCACCGAAGAUCUUGUAUAGAUCCCUGCCUCAGUCAAGAUGGCUGCCUAUGAUCUUCUUGAAUCCCUUCCUCGGUCAAGAUGGCCAUCUAUGAUCUUCUCGAAUUCCAUGUUAAAAGUCAAGAUGGCUGCCGAUGAUCUUCUUGAGAUCCCUUCCUCGGUCAAGAUGGCCAUCUAUGAUCUUUCAGAGAUCCCUACCUGCCUGCCUGCCUGCCACGUCCAGGUUUACAGCCCUUCCUGCUCGUCCAGGUUUACAGCCCUGCCUGCCACUCCCUGGCCUCCAGACCAGCUUGUUCCUCCCUGGCUGCCUGACCAGCCAGUGCCUCCCUAACCGCCUACUCGACCUGCGCCUCCCCAGCAUGCGCCUCCCUGGCCACCUGACCAGCCUGAGCCUCUCUGGUCGCCUACCUAGCAUGCGCCUCUCUGGCCGCCUACCUAGCCUGCACCUCCCUGGCCGCCUGUCAAGUCUGUGCCUCUGCACCAGGGCCCAGGUCCGCCUCUGCUCCACAGCUCAGGUCCUGUUCCCCUUCACGGGCCUGGCCCUCCAUCAUGCCCCCUGUUCCGCCUCAGCUCCUCCACCCUCCUGGACUGUCAUUUAAGGGCGUCUGUACUCUGCCUUUAGAGGGGGUGUCACAGUCACCAGCUUCACUGCUCUCUAAAAUUCAAAAGAGGCCACUCUCCACAUCACCCGGACUUUCAUUCGCUAUACUUCCCAUAAGUCAUUGCCUGGACUCAUUGUUUAAUCAUUCACACCUGUUUCUUGUUAUCUGUUCAGUUCGGUUUUGUCAGUCAUUCAUUGCUUGGUUUCGGUCUGGAUUUUUAUAUUGUUUGGACUGUCUCUCUGGUUAUGACCUGUGCCAUACUCUCUGUACUCUCUGAUUUGCCUGUGGAUUACCCCCUUAAUAAUACUGCGUUUUGAUCCUCACCUCUGAGCCUGUGCAAUUUGUGACAUGAACGAGUGGUAUUGUAAUUCUGUGCCUUACUUGUACCUGUGAAGGUCAACACUUCUCAGCCAACCACUAACGGCCUCUCUCCGUUCAGAGAGUGCAUCUCUAGGGUAUUUACCUUUCCAUACCCCACUGUCCCCAUACGCCACAUUGCACACAACUAUCUUUCAGUAAUAGAUCACUGACCGAGCGAGUAUCUGAUUUAAUUGUGGUUGUAAUGUUAAACUUUUGCCUCUGUCUUCUGCCUCUCUCUGAGAGGCAUAACAAGUCAAUUGUUCUUGCGGUAUGCCGUGACAAUAGCUGUUUGUCAUCGUGUGGAGCCAGAAAGAGACAGGCCAGAACACACAGUAACUGCACUUCAGUACUGCCAGCACUACACUUUCCCAGCAGGGUCACACCAAGGCCAAAGUACUCCCUGUCACACCAUGUAUUCCCUUGUCUUUUCCUCAGUGUGUGUGUGGCAAUUACCACAAUAUGAUAACCUUUUUCGCGUUGACAGUUUUAACUUCAACAAAACCUACAGAGACAAGCAUUCAGCUUUCGUUAUUCCAAGUGAAUUUUGCUGACAUGGGAAAGCAAGAUUUUAUGUGGGAUAAGUUUAGCAAAAAAUGAAAAAUCUAUUAACCCUCAUAACCCAUAUGACCUAUUUUUGAAGAAUGCUUUGCAUGCUCCCAUAAAAAUAACAGCAAAAAACACGAGCUUAUCCUAAAGUAGUACAUAUAAACAGUGUUAGGUGUAACUAGUUACGGAGUAGUUAAAUACUGCAAUUUAAUUUCUUUUCCCAUAAAAAGUAAAGUAAGGGAUCACUCUUAUUUCUUCUGUAAUUUAUUAAGUUACUUGGAUAUAAUUGAACUAAAUACUGUGUAAUGUAUGCAAUAGUGGAAUU
This is a messenger RNA of Triplophysa dalaica, 6243 nucleotides long. Its product is annotated as nematocyst expressed protein 3-like. The record is from RefSeq and is a predicted model, not a curated record. The transcript has 2 exons. The coding region runs from base 3831 to 4505 and encodes 224 amino acids. NCBI's taxonomy places the organism in Eukaryota, Metazoa, Chordata, Actinopteri, Cypriniformes, Nemacheilidae.